AUCUAUCAAGGCAGGGGUUCUUCCAAACCCUCGACAGAUAACGCUCGAGAUCGGCCCCCGCGUGCUCCCUCUCUCUCUCUCGCUCUCGCUCCCCGCGAUGGCAUCGUCUCUGUUGAGUAGAACACUCGCCGUGCUUCGACCGAUCCGUUCUUCGGCUUGCGCUGCCCACGAUUCGAGAAAGAUUUUCAACCCUUUCUCCAAGAGAAUAGUGAGUAGUGGCCGCUCCGGCUUGUCAUCUCUGGUUAGUCCAUCUACUUGGUCCGUCCGGCGCUUUGAAUUUGCUUCCACGAGCCUGAGGGCGACUACGUCUGCGAUUCAUACAGUAGCGCAUUGUGAGCCGGUUGUUUCUGCCGAUUGGCUUCUUGCUAAUCUUAGACAGCCUGAUGUUAAGAUACUAGAUGCCUCUUGGUACAUGCCUGAUGAGCAAAGGAAUCCUUUCCAAGAAUAUCAGAUGGCUCAUAUACCUGGUGCAUUGUUUUUCGAUGUUGAUGGAAUAUCAGACAGAACAUCUAAUUUGCCACAUAUGUUGCCAUCAGAAGAAGCUUUUGCUGCUGCAGUUUCUGCACUUGGGAUUUAUAAUACAGAUGGGGUGGUUGUUUAUGAUGGAAAGGGAAUAUUCAGUGCUGCUCGUGUGUGGUGGAUGUUCAGAGUUUUUGGACAUGAUAAGGUUUGGGUGCUGGAUGGAGGCUUGCCGCAGUGGCGUGCUUCCGGAUAUGAUGUCGAGUCCAGUGCCUCUGGAGAUGCAAUUUUAAAAGCUAGUGCAGCUAGUGAAGUAAUUGAAAAGGUUUAUCAUGGAAAGGUGGUUGGAUCUUCAACAUUUGAAGCAAAGUUUCAGCCUCAUCUUGUAUGGAAGCUUGAACAGGUUAAGCAAAACAUAGAAGGACAAGCAUAUCAGCAUAUAGAUGCACGUUCAAAGGCGAGGAUGUUUAUUCGCAAGCCAAGAACCAAUAUCAAAUCCAUGAACUACCAACGAAACCUACUCCUUAAACGUUUGUCAAAUCAUCGGAUGCAAGUGUUGGAAAUUGAAGAUGAUCAGCAGUCUUAUGGGUCAAUCAGAACAACCUGGAAGACAACAAAGAUGAGAGACUUUGUGACAUUUUUUGAGAAUUUGACGGUGCAGCUCCUGAGCCACGGAAGGGAAUCAGAGCUGGUCAUGUUCCUGGCAGCAAAUGCAUUCCUUUUGGCCAGAUGCUGGAUAGCUCACAAAUGCUCUUGCCUGCAAAUGAACUUACCAAAAGAUUCGAGGAAGCAGGAAUCACAAUGGACCGACCUGUGGUUGCCUCCUGCGGUACUGGUGUGACUGCUUGCAUACUUGCUUUAGGUUUGCAUCGGCUUGGGAAGACUGAUGUUGCAGUCUACGAUGGAUCCUGGACUGAGUGGGGAUCACAACCUGACACCCCUGUCACCACUGCUUGAAUUCUUAGAUGUUUCGAUGGAACCAUCUAUCAUUCUGAUAGCAGAUCAUGAGAGGGAGGACAUGCUUAUUUAUUUGUACAUGAGAUCAUUGCGAAAAUUUUGAACACACGUUAUUGGUAAUAAAGCAAUGUCCUAUAGUUAUUAAAUAGUACCUAUAAUCCUCAAAUGGAGGAUGAAUCGAUAAAUCAGCAUCACCUCUGGUAGGUAAGAACCCCAUGUUUCAUCUUAACAAAUGUCUGCUGUUGUUCAUCUUGACAACUCGGGAUGUAUGCAUUACUCCGUUACUGUUUCUUUUUAAGCUGUCAUUGAUGCACCUUCUCUGAA
Musa acuminata AAA Group (dessert banana) is the source of this 1740-nucleotide messenger RNA. Its product is annotated as thiosulfate/3-mercaptopyruvate sulfurtransferase 1, mitochondrial. The record is from RefSeq and is a predicted model, not a curated record. Gene Ontology annotation, molecular function: thiosulfate-cyanide sulfurtransferase activity. NCBI's taxonomy places the organism in Eukaryota, Viridiplantae, Streptophyta, Magnoliopsida, Zingiberales, Musaceae. The coding region runs from base 98 to 1300 and encodes 400 amino acids. Gene Ontology annotation, cellular component: mitochondrion. The transcript has 13 exons.